UAAGAAACGCGUACAAUGUGUUUGUGUGUGUGUGUGUGUGUGUGUGUAUAAUAAGUAUAGUGUGUUUCAGGUUGGUCAUGUUACCACACCUGGUGCCAAAGCGCGCAACAGGCGCGCAAGUUUAGACUUUAGAGGUCUUGAUAUUUGUUGCGUGCGUGACCGAGUGCAUGUUCUGAAUUGAAUUUCGUUUUCUAUCGAUAUAGAUAUAAUUAAAUAACUUGAAGCACUAGAUAUUCUCGAUUCCAAGAAAUACACUUGCUAGUUCACUUUCAUUGUUCUCAUUCGUCUGGAUUUUUCACAGAAUAACGUGAAAAUAGCUUGAAUUCGAGGUUAUGCCGGCAUAGUUUUGCUUGUCGAGCCUGUAUUGUAACUAGAGGUAAAAGGAUUGCCGUAAAGAUCAAGAAAAAUGGAGGAAGCAAUGACAACUCAACCAACUUUCAAGUUGAAUUUUGCCAAGCAAAUCCAGUGUGUGGAAUGGUCUCCAUAUGAGUGGUCCCAGCAUCUGAUUUGCAUCGCCUUGGGAGAAGAAAUCAUUGUUGCAACCAUCAAAUUUCAGGAAGAUGAUGAUGUUGUAGAAGAUAUUAUUUAUAAUGCUCUUCGUACUUUUCACCAUGAAACAAGAGUACAUGCAAUCACUUGGAGUCCUGAGACAUCACUCAGCGUUGUACCUAAAAUAGUAUCCUUCUGUGUGGCUGGUGCUGACUUUAAAAUAAGAUUGUAUAAUAGUGAUUUGAGCGAGAGUAAUAUAUUUGAGGUAUUGGAAGGUCAUAAAGAUUAUACAAAUGAUAUUUGUUAUGAUCCUGAUGGUGAAUUACUUGCCUCUGUUUCUGAUGAUCAUACAUGUAAACUUUGGGCUAUUAAAGAGGAUCAAAAAUGCAUUUUAACAUUUCCACUAACUGCUCCAGGAAUGACUGUGCGAUGGCACACUGAAGAAACUGGAAAACUUUUGGUUGCUGAAAAAAAUGGCAUUAUUCGCAUGUACAAUGUCAGAAGUCAGCAAGCAAUUAUGUCAGUAGAUGCUGGUACUAUUCCAUUAUUGACUGCUGAUUGGAGUCCAAAUCCUUUGAAAGUUGCUUGCAUUUCUUCAGGAGAGCUUAUUUUAUGGGAUAUGUCAAGGCCAAGCCGGCCACUGGAAAAACGGACUCUUCACGUCGAAGGUGGUCUGAUCAUGAAGUUUUCUCCUUCGAAUGAGAACCUUGUAGCAAGUAUAGGACGACCUGAUAAUAUUUUAAAAGUUGUAAAUUUAAAAUCUAAACCACUAGUUUUGUGUGGACGUGUUAGAUUACUUGGUGGAUUGACCUGGCAUCAAAGAAUUCAAAUUGUUUGCGCAGGCAGUGAUAGACAACUAUUAUUUUGGAAAGUUAAUAAUAAAUAAGUAGUUUAUUAAUAAAAAGUAACAAAAUUAUAAAAAUAAA
Nasonia vitripennis (jewel wasp) is the source of this 1415-nucleotide messenger RNA. RefSeq names its product nucleoporin Nup37 (gene Nup37). Gene Ontology annotation, molecular function: protein binding. Bases 407 to 1375 code for a protein of 322 amino acids. The transcript is spliced from 5 exons. The record is from RefSeq and is a predicted model, not a curated record. NCBI's taxonomy places the organism in Eukaryota, Metazoa, Arthropoda, Insecta, Hymenoptera, Pteromalidae. Gene Ontology annotation, cellular component: nuclear pore outer ring.